UAUAGGCUGGUAGCUGCAGCUCUGAUUGGACCCCUAGCCUGGGAACUUCCCUAUGUCGUGGGUGUGACCCGAGUGGUAAGGAGGCACAGAAUAUGCUUAUAUUCAUUCUUUUUAGAUUUCAUGGGGGGAAAAUGCCAAUUUUUUUCAUAGACACCUCUCCUGGAAAACUUUGUAGCUCCAAGAAUGAGAUAUGCUGUUCCAGCCCUCCCAAAACUCCUAGCCUUCCCAACAGGGAGCGUUUUUGAGUCUGCUGGCUGCUCUCAGUACCAGGAAAGCUGCAAGACCUUGCUCUUCAGAAAGAGUUAGGGACGAUGGGAGUGUAGAGAGCAGUGUGUUCUGGUGAUCCUGAAGCACUCCACCUGGGCUCCAACCCUGCUCCUUCCACUUCCCACAUGGAGGCUACUUGUUCAGGUUACUUCUGGUGCUUUAAUUUCCUUGUACACCAAGUAGGAAAAGUAGUGUCCAUAGAGAUAUCAUGAGAACUGAAUGAAUUUUGAAAAAGAAAAAGGAGAAAGCAAGGAAAUUAGCUCCUGGCUCAGAGUAGAAGCUCCUUGCAUUGUUGCUUUGGUGUAAUUGAAUGUGGAUACAUCUCCCCCACAUGGUCUUACCCCCAAAGUGCUUUGUGCUUCUCUCUGGCCCCUCACUGCUUCCCAGCAUGCCUGUGUCUAUAUUCUGCCGCUCUCCUGAGCAUUACUACCUUCUGCCUUAACUGGAUUUCCCUUGAGGAUCCCUGUUUCCAUCACCCACCAACAUCCCCUUACCUGUAGCAGGAAGGUGGAUUCACUGGUUUACUUUACCUCCCACUGCUGCUUGCACAGCCUGUGUUUCCACAUUCCUAUGGUCACCUGUGUCCCUCAGAGGCUCAACCUUGCCUCCCUCCUCCUGUUCAAUCCAAUGUUUUUCUAAGAACUAUUGCCUCUCGGUUUCUGGACCUCUUCCUCAGCACUUGUCUUGAAGGUCAAGGGAGAUGUCUUCUACACUGCACCCACUAGACAUGUUAUGGUCCUCCUCUGGCUUGGUUUCUGGGCAGCCUUUGAUGCUGUUGACCUCAAGUGUGUGCUUCCUCAGCAUCUAGGACGUCACAUACCUGGUUUCCCAUCACUCCUGCCCAACCCUUUGCAGGAGACUCUUCUGCCCAUUUUAGCAUCUGAGUUUCUCUCAGCUCUGUCCUAAGGCCUCCCUUUAGUCUGACUGGCGGGUCACAUUCACUCACACGACUCAGUGACAUCUUUUCAAACAUGACUCGCAAACAUGGAUUGAAGUCCAGGUCUCUCUCCUAAACCAGGGGCCACAGAGCAAACUGUCUACUGAACCCCCACUGGGUCAUGCCAGCAUCUCGGACUCACCACCCCAACGAAACCCAACAUUCCCAUCACUUACAUCCGUGCUUCUGCCCUCAACCCCGCUUUCCUUGGCCAACAUCUCUAGCCCCCAGAAUCCUAUGCCUCCUUCUGUGACCAAUCACUGAGCCCUGUUAUCUCAUCUUCUUUAAUAUUUCCCAAAUCCCUAUUUCUCUGCUGCUAUGCCCUCAGCGCAGGCCACUGUCACCUUUCCCCCAAAUGGUGGCAAACUGAUCUCUUUUGUUUCAGCCUUGCUUCUCUUCAAUUGCUUAAACUUCAGGAUGGUAUUUCUUACAUACAAAUAUGAUCAUGCUAUUAUCUUAGAACUCUUGUAUGGCUCUUGCAGUUCAUUCUAAAUAAAAUAAAAACUCCUUUACUGUACCUAUAAGCCCCCCUCCCCCUACCAUGACCUUGCCCUGCUUGCCUCUCCAAGCCUAUCCAUCCCCAUUGCCUGCCUUGGCCAGCAAGAACCCAACUGCCUGCAGUUCCCUGCCCUUCCUGCCUUCCCUCGACUUUGCAACUUGGUGUCUUUGCAUCUUGCUGGUCUCCCCACGAGGAAGCAUCACAUAGUGACCCACCUCCAACCUAACUGGGCUCAGUUGGAGGGCAUCUUGAAUACAACCCCCCUGGAAGGCAAAGGAAAGCAAGAGUUUGGGCCAUGGAUGUGCUAGGAAGUGCUAACCUGUUCACACAGGGGUCGGCUGCAUUCAUGCAACAGAGGUCAGACAAGUGAAGUAAUGUCUUCCUUGAUCUGAGGAAGAGCCAUCAUCUCUGAGCCGGGAGUGGCCCACUGAGAUGCCCUUCCUGCCCUUGGAGUCCACCAAGAAGCCCCUUUUACUCUGUGGACCACCAUCGUGGGGAAGUGUUUCUCUAGUCGGCCAAGCUUUGCAGGAACCUGGAUAUUUUAGGGUCCAGGGUGGUAUAGCUGAUGCAGAUCCUGAACCAGGGCCCUGCAGGGUUCUAGAAGGAGUUUACAUCUGUGUUUGUGCUGGGUGGGUCCUCUCUGAGACCAGACUGGUCUCAAAGGUGACCAAGAAUGCCUCUAGUUUCUUCCCUAACAACCUGCAUUUCUGCCAUCAUAAGACCUGUCACCCUGCACCACAUGGCCUGUUUCCUUGGCCACCACAUCCAUACAGCUUGGGGACAGAGGUGUUCUUUACCUGCUGGUUCCAGGAUGUCCAGCGAGCCCAGUACCUGCCAUAUCUACACUCAGAGGACCUCUGUUGAGUAGAAUUGACAAGUCACAGAAGAGGGUGCCUUCCUUUUCUCAGGAGAUAGUUUCCACUGGGAAACUGCCCAUCCAACCACAUGAAAAUGUGGAUUUAACUAGAGAUCCUGAUGGGGAAGGGAUAGGACCCAGUUGCUCUCAGACAAGCACUUGGGCUGCUCUUAGGACACUUGACAGAAACUGGAACGUCUUGACAUUUUAAACAGGGGUAAUGUAUUAGCUCAGGAUGCUGCAGCAAAAUGCCACAGACUGGGCGGCUUAAACAACAGGAACUUUUUUCUCAGUUCUGGAGGCUGGAAGCCAAAGUCGCUGGCAGGGUUUGUGUCUGGUGAGGCCUCUCUUCCUGGCUUAUAGGCGGCCACCUUCUCACCAAGUCCUCAUGUGGCCUUUCCUCUGCACACCUGCAGAGAGAGAAAGAGAGCACUCAGGUUCUAUUCUUAUAAGGACACUGGUCCUAUUGGAUUAGGGCCCCACCCUUAUGACCUCAUUUAACCUUAACCCCAGUCUCCUCCCUAAAGGUCCCAUCUCCAAAUUCAGUCAUUGCUUCAGGGCUUCAACAUAUGAAUUCUGGAGAACACAGUUCAGUCCAUAGCCGAUAACCAAGGCAGAAUCAGGUUGAAAUGGUUAAAUUUAUCUUGGUAACCCCUCAUCCCCCCUUCUAGUUCCCUGCACACAGGGCAUUCACACAGCCUGCACCCCCCCCACACACACCCCAUAAUACCUGUGCUCUUAUGAGGACAGACUUCUUUUACAAAGUGCUCCAGUUUUAAGCCAACUCAACCUGUAGACAUGUUUAUCAUGGGAGGGAAUACAUGGUGUGUGUUUUUAAUUUGAAUUAAUAACUAAAACCAGGGAUAUUUCAGGUAGAAACCCAGAGUUCCAGCUCCUAAGAACCUAGAAGUGUGUCAGUGUUGGUUACUAGGUGGCACCAACUGGUUGGAGCCAGGUUGCAGCUGCCCUCUUUAGCUGGGGCAUGAGCCUUGCCAUUGGCUGCAUUCUUAUUCUUCUAGAAUGCUCUUACAUCUGUCCCAUCUACCCCUUUAUAUUACCUGCUGUUCCCUGGAGCCAGGCCACUUUGCAACUACUGCCUCAGCCCUUUUUUUCUUCCCUUGUCUUCAUCAGAGUUGACCUUUUGCCCAUAAUUUUGCUAGAUGGGAGAGAGAAAAUCAGAUAAAGCUAUUCUGCCUUAAUGUAUUACUGGAUAGUAAUGGAUUAAAAACUCUCCAACCGGCACUUCCUAUAGCUGCUCUUUGAGGGAAGUUUCAGGGGUCCCAGAAAUCUUUCUCAGAUGCCAGAACUCUGAUCAGCCUGUUGGGAGCUGGUCCUAACCUCCAAAUGUUCAUCUACAAAGUGCAAAUAAGGACCAUGCCCUUUUCUGUCUGUGGUUGCAGACAACUAGAGUCAAUAAAUUGCGUGUUUUGGUUCGCACAGGGUAGACCCUCUCAUUAUGCAUCCAGUGUCUGGUGAAUCCUAAACUCUCUUACUUGGAUGGCUUUAAACAUAAAGGAUCAAAAACUCAAUCUCUCCCAUGGGGGAAGCUAGGCAUCUCCCAAGGGUAGGAAAGCUGUGCCAUUUCCAAGGCAGCAAAUAGAUACACAGAGGCUGGUGCUCCUCUCUUCACCAUCAUUAUUUCAGGUCAAGAAAUCUGAGCUUAGAGGGUGACUUCAUGCAGCUGGUGUUUGGAAAGUUCUUUGUUAUCACAGUCCUGGUAAUGCAUGAGUCACUGGCUCUGCAUCUCCAGGCGGUGGGUGUGCUGUCAGAUUCGAUUCCUGGGCACUCAGAUGUGGUCAGUAGUCAACGUGUCAAACCCCCAGCCCAGGGGAAGCUAGUGGAGCAUAGAUCACACCAUAGCAGGGGUAUGUGUGUGUGCACACCUGUGGUCUGGGCACUGGUGGGGCCAGCCGCCUUACCCCAGGCUGUGGAAAACUCAGCAGGAGUGUCGGAGUAUAUUAAGUCCACCCCACCCUCCUCCUCCUCCUCCUCCUGUGAAUUGUCAUAGCUGGUGCACCCGCGCCUGUUGGCUAGUCUCAUUUUGUCGUGUUGCAACUGAAAUCCCACAUCUCUGGGGGGCAUUCUGGUCUCAAGCAUGCGACUGGAACGUAAGGUGGUCUGUCUCUUGCUUGGUGGCCCUUCUUUGGUGGUGCGGAUGAAUUCAGAAGGGCUGGAUUUAAUUGGAGCACUGACAGCUUUCCUGGGCAGGCAGCUCUGGUCCCGCACGGUGUCCACAAUGAAAGCUUCCAGGGAAAAUGCACUGAAGGAUGCUGCCCAAAGAGAGCAUCGCCUGAGAUCCCAUUAUGCAGGCCUUCCUACAAGGGCCCAGCAGCGCAACAAGGUGAAAGCAGAGUAUGCUCGGCUUAACCACACGCUCACCCUAGUGACCAGAGAACGUGAUUUGGCCGUGAAGGAGAAAAACGAGCUCCAAGCCAAGCUGGAGAACCUAGAACAGGUCCUAAAGCACAUGCGAGAGGCUGCAGAACGGCGGCAGCAGCUGGAAUUGGAGCAUGAACAAGCCCUGGCUGUCCUCAACGCCAAGCAGCAGGAAAUCGACCUUCUGCAGAAGGCUCAGGUUGAAGCUAAGAAAGAACAUGAGGGUGCAGUGCAGCUGCUAGAGUGCAAGGUUCGGGAGCUGGAGGAGAAAUGUCGGACGCAGAGUGAGCAGUUCAGCCUGCUGUCCCGGGACCUGGAGCAGUUCCGGCAGCACGCUGGCAAGAUCGACCUGCUGGGCGGCAGCUCCGUGGCCUCCCUGGAUGUCCCUGGGUCCCCUAGCAAGCAUUUCCCAAGGUUCAUGAACGGACUGGCUCCCUCCAUUGGCAAAGGUCAGGAAAGCUCCAUUGGAAGCCGAGCUGUGAUUGGUGAAUAUAUCCGGCCCCUCCCACUCCCGGGUGACAAGCCGGAGUCUCUGUCCGUCAAGCCCACCUUUCUGUCAAGAUCUGGUGGCCCAAGAUGCAGAUUUGAAUCAGACAUGGAUAAUGAACGGAAUUCCAAUACCUCCAAGCAGAGAUAUUCUGGGAAGGUCCACUUGUGUGUUGCCCGUUAUAGUUACAACCCCUUCGACGGGCCGAAUGAGAACCCGGAGGCUGAGCUGCCCCUCACGGCGGGGAAGUACCUCUAUGUCUACGGGGACAUGGAUGAGGACGGCUUCUAUGAAGGUGAACUCCUGGACGGGCAGAGGGGACUGGUGCCCUCCAACUUUGUGGAUUUUGUCCAGGACAAUGAAUCUCGAUUGGCAAGCACACUGGGGAGUGACCAGGAUCAGAAUUUCAUCAACCAUUCUGGCCACGGUGGGGAGGGAGAGAACAUUCUGGACCUCCACUCCCCAACGCACACGGACUCUGGCCUCACUGACAACGGGGCGGGGACACUCGAUGUGAACAUCGACGACAUUGGAGAAGACAUUGUGCCUUACCCUCGGAAAAUCACCCUCAUCAAACAACUCGCCAAAAGUGUCAUUGUGGGCUGGGAGCCCCCGGUGGUGCCCCCGGGCUGGGGGACCGUGAGCAGCUACACUGUGCUGGUGGACAGGGAGCCACGCCUGAGCCUGGCGCUGGGUGGCAGGACCAAGGCACUCGUGGAGAAGUUGAACUUGGCAGCCUGUACCUACCGUGUCUCUGUGCAGUGCGUCACCAGCCGGGGCUCCUCGGAUGAGCUGCAGUGUACGCUGCUGGUGGGCAAGGACGUGGUGGUGGCCCCCUCCCACCUGCGAGUGGACCACAUCACGCAGGUCUCUGCCGAGCUCUCCUGGCUGCCCACCAACAGCAACUACAGCCACGUCAUCUUCCUCAAUGAGCAGGAGCUGGACAUCGUCAAGGCCGCCAGGUACAAGUACCAGCUCUUCAACCUCAGGCCUGACACGGCCUAUAAGGUCAAGGUCCUGGCCAAGCCUCACCAGAUGCCCUGGCAGCUGCCCCUGGAGCAGAGGGAGAGGAAGGAGGCCUUCGUGGAGUUCUCCACGUUGCCCGCAGGUCCUCCAGCCCCCCCACAAGACAUCACCGUCCAAGCUGGGGCCACCCCAGGCACCGUCCAGAUCUCCUGGAAACCACCCCCUCUGACAGCCACUGGGCUGUCCAAUGGAGCCAAUGUCACCGGCUACGGAGUGUAUGCAAAAGGGCAGAGGGUGGCGGAAAUCAUCUCCCCGACUGCAGAUGGCACAGCUGUGGAGCUCGUGCGGCUGCGCAGCCUGGAAGCCAAGGGCGUGAGCGUGAGGACCCUCUCCGCCCAGGGCGAGUCCAUCGACUCUGCCGUCGCUGCCAUUCCCCCCGACCUCCUGGUGCCUCCAACCCCCCACCCGAGAACUGCUCCCACACCGAAGCCAUCAGCAAGUGCCGGAGCCCCCGAAACCAAAGAAGAACACCCGGGUCCCCACGCCAAGGCGGACGAGGCCUGGGAGCACGGUCGGGCGCCCACCCCGGCCCACGGCCGCAUGCUGGAGCCGCCUGGCCUGCAGGGGCGGCGGUCGCCCUCGCCCAGCCGCAUCCUCCCGCAGCCGCAGGGCGCCCCGGUCUCCAGCUCCGUCGCCAAGGCCAUGGCCCGGGAGGCCGCGCAGAGGGUGGCGGAGAGCAGCAGGUUAGAGAAAAGGAGCGUUUUCCUGGAAAGGAGCAGUGGGCAGUACGCAAACUCAGACGAGGAGGAUGGCUAUGAGUCCCCGGAUGUUAAGAGAAGGGGUGCGUCAGUGGACGAGUUUCUGAAGGGCUCAGAGCUGGGCAAGCUGCCACACUGUUGCCAUGGAGACGAGUACCACACAGAGAGCAGCCGGGGGUCGGACCUCUCAGACAUAAUGGAAGAGGACGAGGAGGAGCUCUACUCUGAGAUGCAGCUGGAGGACGGGGGCCGGAGGCGGCCCAGCGGCACAUCCCACAAUGCCCUGAAGGAGUGCUAUGAGAAUAGGACCACUGAAGGCGCUUUUUUGGAACUGCCUGAGUACCCCCAACAGACCCACCACAGUAAGAAACUUUUCAGUAUCCCCGAAGUAGCGGAGGAGAACGGAGAGCCCUGUGAGAUCUUGCUCAAGCAGAGCUUAGGGUACUCCUGCAGGGCCCGGGAGCCCUGGCCCUCCAGGCCCUGCCAGGGGCACGAGGCCCCGCACGGCUCCUGGUUCUCCAGCAAGCCCAGGGGCCCCCACACCACCGCCAACGCCGAAGACUUUGUUUUCGAAGACAGAGGCUGUCGUUUCAGCCGCUCCGCCACACGGAGCCCAGACAGCGGACUGGACUGUGGGAGCGAAGAAGAGGAGAUGCGAUUUAGUUUCAGGAGUCCCGCAACCCCCUGCAGCCCCAGCCCCGGGCACUGCCCCUGUCGGAGGAGCCCGAGGCCCCUGCUGGCCCGGCGCCGGACCCUGACCCGGCAGAGCAGCAUCGAUUUUGGGGAGCCAGCGGAGCCCAACGACGUCAUCAGGAGCGAUGACGCCCACCCCGGCCCAGAGAGGCCCACCCCCAGCAAGUACGGCUGGGACGAGCCCGCGGGUCACCAAGGUCUCCGGGAUGUCUGGAAGAAAAGCAUAAAAAUGCCCGACAGUAGGGCCAGUGCUCUGCCCGCACAGCUACCUCCCCAGGUUGCAGAAGGUCCUUUGAUUUUAGGGAACCCGGUGUCUGCAGGACGGGCUGAGAGAGCGGAUCACGUGGGCCGGAGGUUUUCCCAUGGUGGCGCUGGCCCCCACAGGUCCCCGCCGAUGAUGGUCCCGCCUACCGAUGAGUACGGUGGGCGAGACCGGCUUUCUCCUGACUUCUACGAAGAGUCAGAGACUGAUCCUGGUGCGGAAGAGCUCCCAGCCCGGAUCUUCGUGGCUCUUUUCGACUACGACCCCCUCACCAUGUCCCCGAACCUAGAUGCUGCAGAAGAGGAGCUUCCCUUCACAGAAGGGCAGAUCAUCAAGGUUUACGGAGAUAAAGAUGCUGAUGGAUUCUACCGGGGAGAAACCUGUGCCCGGCUCGGCCUUAUUCCUUGUAACAUGGUCUCCGAAAUCCAGGCAGAUGAUGAGGAGAUGAUGGACCAGCUUCUCCGACAGGGCUUCCUCCCUCUGAACACACCGGUGGAGAAAAUAGAGAGAAGCAGAAGAGGCGGCAGGCAGCACUCAGUGUCUACGCACAGGAUGGUGGCCCUGUAUGACUAUGACCCGAGGGAGAGCUCACCCAACAUUGACGUGGAGGCUGAACUUACAUUUUGCACAGGAGAUAUUAUUACUGUUUUUGGUGAAAUUGAUGAAGACGGAUUUUAUUAUGGGGAGCUUAAUGGGCAGAAAGGCCUUGUACCUUCCAACUUCCUAGAAGAAGUGCCUGACGACGUAGAAGUCUAUCUUUCCGAUGCACCGUCCCAUUACUCCCAGGACGCGCCUCUGCGCUCAAAGACAAAAAGGGUUCCUCCUGAGGGUUCAGGUACAGCAAGGAGAGCGCCAUCCCCCACAGUCCAUCUCCAUUCGGGGUCACCUACGUCAUCUAUGGGUACUGGUAGUCCUGGGAGAGGCAGGGAAAUGUCCUCGAAAAAGAAAAAGGGGCUGCUUUCCAAAGGCAAGAAACUGCUGAAAAAGCUGGGUGCAGUGAAAUGAUUCAUGUGCUUCCGGACAACUUCCAAAUCUAUGUAAUUUUCUUUAAUUCCAAACUAGGGCUUUCAUGACUCAAGCACUUCCUUAAAAAACCAAUCUUCUCCCCUGACACCAGUAGAGAAAUGCUCUUUGCACUACCAUCCACUUUAAACCAAGCGCAAGGACAAAGAGCUGCUGUUGCUCUCCCAGCCUCCGUGCCAAUCCGCUCUUAUUGCCCGAGGUCUGACGGGAGCUGGGCUGGCUCACGAACAAGCAGGGGGCCAGUAGCUCUUUGUAGCUCACUCCCCACCUGUGAUUCCAGUCUUUGUGCAUUUGUCAUCUGCCCUUAAAGGAAUGAUUUCAACCUCUUCCCCCUUUUCAAAAUGCUUGCCUCAUAAUGCAUAACUCUCACUUUAACUCUGGUCUUGAAAUUCCUAGUUUAAUCGCCUUGAUGUUCUGCCUUAUAAAUGCACAAUGAUUUGUACUGUCUAAUAAAAACUACAGUGUACACUU
Sus scrofa (pig) is the source of this 9595-nucleotide messenger RNA. The record is from RefSeq and is a predicted model, not a curated record. NCBI's taxonomy places the organism in Eukaryota, Metazoa, Chordata, Mammalia, Artiodactyla, Suidae.